This is a messenger RNA of Magallana angulata, 2725 nucleotides long. Its product is annotated as alanine--glyoxylate aminotransferase 2, mitochondrial-like. The record is from RefSeq and is a predicted model, not a curated record. Gene Ontology annotation, biological process: glyoxylate catabolic process. Gene Ontology annotation, cellular component: mitochondrion. Gene Ontology annotation, molecular function: pyridoxal phosphate binding; L-alanine:glyoxylate transaminase activity. The coding region runs from base 133 to 1593 and encodes 486 amino acids. The transcript is spliced from 14 exons. Lineage: Eukaryota; Metazoa; Mollusca; Bivalvia; Ostreida; Ostreidae.
CGCACUCGGCGGUGCAUUCAUGAGCUACAACAGACUCCUCCUAUUUUACGCACGCAUGUCUGUAGUAGCUAGAGCAUGUCCGGUUGAAGGCAGUUACAGUACAGCAGAAGAACUUCAGGAUUUGACAACAUCAUGGCGCUGCGAAUUCUGAGGAGAACUUUAAACGGGAGGCACUGUGGAUGUCUAUACAGUACCAUACCAGAUAUGCCCCCAGCUGGCAUCACCCCCCAGAAAUAUACGGGCAUUUCCUAUGAUGAGGCCAUGAAGGUUAGAAAAGCUAACCUGACUCCUGGGCUUUUGACCUACUACAAGAACCCAAUCAUGAUCGUUCAGGGGCAUAUGCAGUGGUUGUGGGAUUCCAGUGGGAAGAGAUACUUGGAUUUGUUUGGGGGAAUUGUAACAGUUAGUGUUGGCCACUGUCAUCCGAAGGUGACAGAAAGAGCAAAGAAACAAAUGGAUAACUUGUGGCAUACAACAAACAUCUAUCUCCACCCUACCAUUCAUCAAUAUGCUGAAAAACUGGCUGCUAAACUACCUGGAAAUCUAAAGGUUGUUUAUUUCACCAACAGUGGCUCGGAAGCCAAUGACUUGGCUGUACUAAUGGCCAGACUUCACACUGGAGUGUUUGAUAUAAUAUCACUCAGGAACGCUUAUCACGGAGCGAGCCCUUACCUGAUGGGUCUUACAGCACUGUCUACCUGGAGGUUUAAUGUUCCCACAGGAUUCGGCAUUCACCAGUCCAUGAAUCCUGACCCUUACAGAGGACCCUGGGGAGGUGCCAACUGCAGGGACUCUCCCUCACAGACCCUGAGGUCCUGUGACUGUGGGGCAGGAGAAUGCCAGGCAGGGGUCAAGUAUGCAGACCAGCUGGAGGACGUACUCAGAUUUUCAAUGCCAAAGGACAAGUGUGGGGCAUUCUUUGCAGAGUCCAUUCAGGGAGUAGGAGGAACAACCCAGUUUCCCAAGAACUUCCUGAGGAAGGCAUUUGAUAUUGUCAGAGCAAAGGGUGGAAUUUGCAUUUCAGAUGAGGUUCAGACAGGGUUUGGCAGGUUAGGUGACCACUUCUGGGGAUUUGAAAGCCAUGGAGUUACUCCAGACAUUGUGACAAUGGCUAAAGGUAUUGGAAAUGGUUUCCCCUUGGCAGCUGUAGUAACUACACCUGAGAUUGCCUUAUCCAUGGCCAAAGCCCUACACUUCAACACUUAUGGAGGGAACCCAUUGGCCUGUGCUGUAGGAUCGGCUGUGUUAGAUGUAAUUGAAGAAGAGAAAAUUCAAGAAAAUGCAGAAAAAACUGGAACCCAUUUUAUUUUGGAACUUAGGAAAUUGAUGGAUGAAUUUGAGACAAUUGGAGAUGUUAGAGGGAAAGGCUUAAUGAUUGGAGUGGAGCUUGUCAAAAACAGGGAAAGUAUCGAACCAUUGCCUGUUGAAGAUGUCAACAAAGUCUGGGAACACAUGAGAGAUUAUGGUAUUCUAGUUGGAAAAGGAGGAAUAUUUGGAAAUGUUCUUCGAAUUAAACCACCCAUGUGUAUCACCAAGGCUGAUGUGGAUUUCACCAUUGCUGUUCUCAAGGAUGCUUUAAGAACAUGCCUGUAGCUACAUGUAUGAGUCAAGGCAGAUGCUAGGGUAGAUGAUGACUAGUGUAUAUGUUUGAAAGAAUUACACAUGUAUAUGUAUGAAAAGAUUAAGUAUAUACCUUGUGAAAAUGGUAGUUUUCUGAUGUUGAAACAAGUUGCAAGAACAGAAAAAAAAUUUUGAACAUGUAUGAAAUUCCUUGCACAAAAUGAUGCAUAAUUUUGUUAGCAGUCGUUUUUACGUUGAGAAAGUUUUUGUUAAAAAAAAGGUUUUAAUAUCAACUGUGAUUACUCAUGAACAAAUUUUUUUGUAUACCUUUAAUCAUUAUUUUCCAAAACAACUGUUAAAAUAAACAGAUGUCAUACCGGUAUAUUACAGGCCAGGAACUACCGAUGAUCAUGCACUACCGGUACUUAUGGCUUUUAUAUUCACGACAAUUCCAAAUGUGGCUUGCAUGUUUGCAGAUUAAACAUUUAGAUUUUUAAAAAAAAUUAUAGUUAUUAACCCCUACAUAUCCAUGUUGAUUCAUAUGUUGAAAGCCAUUUACAUUGUGAUAUAGUGUACAAUUUAUCAUUAAAUUAAAUUGAAAUAUUCUCUACACAGCUGUACUGGUGACAGACUUAUUUUAGCAGUUAUAUAAUAGACUUGCCUUGCUAGCCAAAGUCAAAGAAAAUCUGAUGUACUCUUUUAAGAAAACAAAAUACAAGUGAAAUGUUUUAAACAACACAUGUUUAUGAACUGUUCAAACUUUCAUAUUAUAUAUCCUAGGAUAUAUUUUAGGUAAGCAAAAAUUUUUUUUACAAAUUUUGGUUUUAUUGAAGUCGACUAACUUUGGCCACAAAGGUGCUUAUUACCAGGAUGACUUUAGGAUAGUAUGCUAGAGCAACUCUUUGGCUUAUAUCUCUCUAUGCUCGAGUGGGUUCUGGAUAUAUUAAUAAACAGGGUAUAACCAUGAAAUUUGACAUUCAGUGCUUCAUUGUGUAUAGAUUAAUUAUGAUUAAAAAGUGGAGGAUGCUCAGGGCAUUUGGAUGGUUAACGCACUGCUUCUUUCGACUAACUAUAUACAUGUAUAAUAUUAUCAGAUCUGAACAUCUUGUCAUCAGACAUGUUGUUUAUAGUAUAUUUAUAUCCAAAUAAAUUUCAAAGCAUUGUU